Molecule: messenger RNA, 2058 nt
Organism: Saccharomycopsis crataegensis
Lineage: Eukaryota; Fungi; Ascomycota; Saccharomycetes; Ascoideales; Saccharomycopsidaceae
Exons: 1
Coding region: 1-2058 (685 amino acids)
Source: RefSeq, a predicted model, not a curated record
AUGACAAUAGUUCCAAAAAACCGGCCGCGGUCGUCGUCCAGACCUCCUUCACGAACCAUUCCCAAUUCCAUCACAUCACCUUGGUCUAUUUCACGGUGUAGUCGUGUAUUAAGACCUUUUGAAUCACGACUCAACAUUUACCGGCUGAAGUUUCUGCGUCAUUCAAGUGUGGCGAAUAUAACUAGCUCUAAUUUCGAAGAUAUUAGCGCUCUCUUCAAAAUCGUGGGAAUCGAUUUGGAGUCCCAAAGUGAGGAAAGCGAUGAGGAGAUACCGAUUCUACAACACAAAUUGAGUAUUCUAAGGCGAUCACGAGAAAUAAUACCCGAUAACGAGAGUGGGGAUAAUUAUGGUCCUAGCGAAUCUGAGGGAGAUAAUAGUGACAGUGACUACAAUGAUGAGGAUUAUGCUGAUAAUGAAAACUCGGAGGACGAAAAAUAUGAAUCAUGUAAGAAAGUCAUCAAUCUCGAGCCGUCAGCUAAGUAUAACCAUGCUACAACAAAAAUAUUGAAAAUCAAUGAUCCAGGAGAUUAUGACUGGUUGAUGAUGAGAAAGAAUAUUCCCGAUAAAUUUUAUGAACCAUUAUCAGAGAUCUACACAGAAUUCAAAGUGUUAAUGACUAAGCUUGGUUCAUCACAAGAACCCCAGGUUUUAAGAAGUUUCUCUGAAUCAACUAGUAUCAAAAUUGGGAUCAGCAUGAUAUUGAACGAAAAAAACAAAUCUACUAGAGCUGAGGGCAAGGGGAGCGAUGAGAAUAGGUCCACAGAAGAUUAUCCCACGUUUGAAGAUAUCGACUCAGAAGAUAGCGAUAGUGGUGCUGGUCAAUUGAAAAAUAAUGGCAGAUUUAUUUCAAAUAAGCAAUUGGUUUUUGAAAACAGAAGCCAGUGGUAUCAUUUAUUACAGGGAAUGCAGCCUCAGUAUUUUAAGUGGAUUAUCGUGGGAGAAAUUAUUGGCCUAGUCAUCAAGAACUUUGAAAAUGUCAAACAUUUGAUGCCAAUACUCAUAAAAUUUUGUUCUAAAUAUGAAUAUCGGUAUAUGCAGCGCUACUUAAUUAAGGUAUAUUUGGAAUCCAUUGAGGAGUCAGAGUUCUGGGAUCAGGUGGUGAAUGCCCACGAGCCGUGCCAGGGUGCUUGGAGCAGUGGUAAAAGAAUCAACGAAUGGGUGAAAUAUGAUGAUAAUGAUAUUAUUAUUGGAGGAUAUAAACCAGAAUCAUAUUAUGUAAUUAUAAAAUAUUUGGCAAUAAAAAAACUCUACUUGAGCACAUUUAUGAGAAGUGAAUUAUUCGUGAUUAUUGAAAAAUCUGUUGAUGUUCUUAAUAGAGGUACCAAACAGUUAGAAAAUAUUGGGAACAUUUUUAAAAUUUUAUCACAGCUCAUUUACUGCAGUUUAACGGUUUUCAACUCUUUGGGAAAUGAGUAUACAAAUAUUGAUGAAAUGGUACCGAAGACGAUAAAUUUUGCGUUUAGGAAGGUUCUUAAAACAUUGAAUUUGAUCAUGAAUAAGAUAAAUAAUUAUGGAAUGACUGGUCAAUACUUGAGUUUUUUGGAAGAUGUGAAAGAAAUCAUGAGGAAUCAAUUAGAAUCACCGCCUAAGUCGCAACAUAUUGCAAUCCAGGUUAGAAAGAAUUGUGGAUCAUGGUUUAGAGUAUUAAGUGUUAUGAGAUCGACAAUUUCCAGCCACAGUCUACCGAAAAUUCCAAAAACUCAGGUAUUUAAGGUUGUGAAAUGCUUGAAAAUGUUUGCUUCUGAUGAAUUCCUUCAAAUGGUGAUUGACCAAUCCCCGGAUCACCCCUUGGUUUGGCAGCUAACAGGUGGCUCUGAGAGAUGGGUAGAUCGCAAACACGAUAACAGAACAUGCACUGCACCCUUAAUGAAAUCCAGAGUGAAUUGCCAAAUCAUAAAACCGCUAAGGAAAAAUGGUUCGCUCAGCUCAUUAAUUGGUGGCUCCAGUGACUCUGGUAGUUCUGACUCUAUCAGGUUGUUGGUAGGUAAUCUGUCUGGAAAGAUUGUAAGUCUGAGAAAGAAGCGCAGGGUCAGGCAGAUCACCGGAGGGAUCAUUUGA